AUGGCUGCCCGCUCGCUUCUUGCCGCUGCCCUCUUGGGCACUGCCGUCUUCGCCGUCCCCAUUGAGGAGCGACAGGCCUGCGCAUCUGUCUGGUCCCAGUGCGGUGGUCAAAACUGGGCCGGCCCCUUCUGCUGCGUUGCCGGCAGCACUUGUGUCGUCGGUAACCCGUUCUACAGCCAGUGUCUCCCAGGCAGCGCCGCUCCCUCGUCCAGCUCCGCCGUCGCCUCGUCGACGACCGUCCGCUCGAGCUCCACCCCCGUCGUCAGCCCGUCUCGCACCUCGACGACCGGGGGCCCCGGCCCCGUCACGACCACCGCCUCCACAUCCGUCGGCACUGGUCCCAGCACCACUCGCCCUCCCGUCUCCGGCGGUGCCACCUACACCGGCAACCCCUUCGUCGGCGUCGACCUCUGGGCCAACUCCUACUACGCCUCCGAGAUCAGCACUCUGGCCAUCCCGUCCCUGAGCCCUGCCCUGGCCACUGCCGCCGCUAAGGUCGCCAAGGUGCCGACCUUCAUGUGGAUGGAUACCCGCGCCAAGGUCCCCUUGGUCGACAGCACUCUGGCCGACAUCCGCCGUGCCAACCAGGCUGGUGGCAACUACGCCGGUGAGUUCGUCGUCUACGACCUCCCCGACCGCGACUGCGCCGCCGCCGCCUCCAACGGCGAGUUCGCCAUCGCCGACGGCGGUGUUGCCAAGUACAAGGAGUACAUCGACGCCAUCCGCGCCAUGAUCAUCAAGUACUCCGACAUUCGCAUCCUCCUCGUCAUUGAACCCGACUCCCUGGCCAACCUCGUCACCAACUUGAACGUUCCCAAGUGCGCUGGUGCCCAGGCUGCUUACCUCGAGUGCACCAACUACGCCGUGACCCAGCUCAACCUCCCCAACGUCGCCAUGUACCUCGACGCCGGCCACGCAGGAUGGCUCGGCUGGACGGCAAACCUGGGACCUUCCGCUCAGAUGUAUGCCAAGGUCUUCAAGGAUGCCGGCCGCCCCAAGGCUCUUCGCGGUCUCGUUACCAACGUGUCCAACUACAACGCCUGGAGCCUCAGCUCUCCUCCUUCUUACACCCAAGGCAACUCCAACUUCGACGAGAAGCGCUACAUCGAGGCCCUCGCUCCCCUCCUCUCCGCACAGGGCUGGGACGCCCAGUUCAUCGUCGACCAGGGCCGCUCCGGCAAGCAGCCGACCGGCCAGGAGGCGUGGGGUGACUGGUGCAACGCCAUCGGCACCGGCUUCGGCCCGCGGCCGUCCACCAACACGGGCUCGUCGCUCGUCGACGCCUUCGUCUGGGUCAAGCCCGGCGGCGAGAGCGACGGCACCUCGAACACCUCGGCAGUCCGCUACGACCACAACUGCGGCAAGAACGACGCCCUCAAGCCCGCCCCCGAGGCCGGCACGUGGUUCCAGGCCUACUUUGAGCAGCUGCUCAAGAACGCCAACCCGGCCUUCUAA
Messenger RNA from Colletotrichum higginsianum IMI 349063, 1455 nucleotides. RefSeq names its product Glucanase. The record is from RefSeq and is a predicted model, not a curated record. Gene Ontology annotation, cellular component: extracellular region. The transcript is spliced from 8 exons. Gene Ontology annotation, biological process: cellulose catabolic process. Gene Ontology annotation, molecular function: hydrolase activity, hydrolyzing O-glycosyl compounds; cellulose binding. The coding region runs from base 1 to 1455 and encodes 484 amino acids. Lineage: Eukaryota; Fungi; Ascomycota; Sordariomycetes; Glomerellales; Glomerellaceae.